GCGUGCGAUUCCGGUAGCGCGGCUACGCAUCGGGACUUCUUGUGAACGAUGGGAACGGCAACUACCAGAGCCAAAGGGGAGAAAAAGAGCUGGAGUGAGCAAAACAAAGAGCGAGUGUGGGUUGCGGUGACUUCAUGCCUCACCAAUGUCCCGCCCACGCUAUUGCUGCCUCCGAGCCACCGCGGCGCUUAGGCGGCGGAGGCUAGGCGCUCCGUAGCGUGGGGCGGUUUCCUAGCAACUCCGGGCCCAGAACGAGCCCACCUACCCCGCACUUUGGGAGCCCCCCACCCCCGCCCAACAGGCCCGGGCAGUACUCCUCCUCCCCGGCCCUCGGCGGACUCGCUUCCUUCGCAUCCUAGCCGGGUGCGCCCCCGAGCACGCCAGCUGCUCGGGCUCUGGACGGCGGGACGCCCGCGUCGCUCACUGGGGCCAAAAGGACCGGGGCAAGAAGCUCCCGCCCCCCGAGACCCGGCUCCUGCACCCUAGCGGAACGCCCCUCCCGCGCUCGCGGCGGUGCGCUCCACUCCCGCCGAGCAGGGAGCUGCGAUGCCUCGCUCCGGGUCUGCGGGCUCCGGCAGGGGCUUCUAGGACACUCAGGGAGCCGCCUCCCCCGGCUGCUGGCACCGAGAGCUUCCUCCCUCGUCGGCCAAGACCUGCCGCUUCGACUUUGCCCGCUUCUCAGCGGACGAGAUUGCAAAACUACAACUAAGUAGAGCUGGCCUCCCUGCCCACCUGUGGAAAUAGCUCAUGCUGACUGAUGCGCCAUCGACUUUUAUCCCCUUCGAUCUUGCCGGCGUCCCCUCCCACAGAUAUAGCAUCGCCCAGUGAAUGUAGAUCUAGGCUGGUUUUCCCCCCCAGCCUCGGGCUUUGUUUGUGUUUGGCUGUUCGCUAAGCUGAUUUAUGCAGCAGAAGCCCCACCGACUGGAAAGAAACAAAAGCUCCUUUCUUCGUCCCAGAGCGAACUGCAGAGCCCUCGCUCGCGUCGCCGCCUCGGGCCAUUGGCCGUCCAGGGAGGUGCUUCUAGCGGAGAUCCCGGGACCCGCCGCGCGAACUGGGAGGGCCGCUGGGGCCCUGAGAUGCCGAGCGGUGCCCCGGUCCGCGUACCUGCACCACUUGUUCCGAAGCGCGGCGUCCUCCUGCCCCGCCUGCGGAAAACUUCCUAGCGCCGGGCUCCAGGUGCCAGGGAGGCGCGAGUGCGCAUCCGGAUAACAGCCAGGCUGUGAGCGCGGUGCGGGCUGCUUUACAUUAUGUGCCGCUUGGCCCAGGCUUUUUUUACUGCUGCAUUUGUCUGCCUGCAAAACUGCCGGCGGGGUCCUGCCCCAUUGCUCCGGGCGGCCUGGGUGUUUUCAGUUGUUCUUGGACUGGGCCAAAGUGAAGACAAUAGAUGUGCAUCUUCCAACGCUGCGUCCUGUGCCAAGUGCCUUGCUCUGGGUCCAGAAUGUGGAUGGUGUGCCCAAGAGGAUUUCAUUUCAGGUGGAUCAAGCAGUGAACGUUGUGAUAUUAUUUCCAAUUUAAUAAGCAAAGGCUGCUCAACUGAUUCAAUAGAAUAUCCAUCUGUGCGUGUAAUACCAAGUGAAAAUGAAAUUAACACCCAGGUGACACCAGCAGAAGUGCUGAUCCAGCUGCGUCCAGGAGCUGAAACUAAUUUCAUGCUAAAAAUUCAUCCUCUGAAGAAAUAUCCUGUGGAUCUUUAUUAUCUGGUUGAUGUCUCAGCAUCAAUGCACAAUAAUAUUGAAAAAUUAAAUUCUGUUGGAAAUGAUUUAUCUAGAAAAAUGGCAUUUUUCUCCCAUGACUUCCGUCUUGGAUUUGGCUCAUAUGUUGAUAAAACAGUCUCACCAUAUAUUAGCAUCCACCCAGAAAGGAUUCAUAAUCAAUGCAGUGACUACAAUUUAGAUUGUAUGCCUCCCCAUGGAUACAUCCAUGUGCUCUCUUUGACGGAGAACAUAACUGAAUUUGAAAAAGCUGUUCACAGACAGAAGAUUUCUGGAAAUAUAGAUACACCUGAAGGAGGUUUUGAUGCUAUGCUUCAGGCAGCUGUCUGUGAGAGUCACAUUGGAUGGCGAAAAGAAGCUAAAAGACUGCUGCUGGUGAUGACAGAUCAGACAUCUCAUCUUGCUCUUGAUAGCAAAUUGGCAGGCAUAGUGGUACCAAAUGAUGGAAACUGUCAUCUGAAAAACAACGUCUAUGUCAGAUCAACAAGCAUGGAACAUCCUUCACUGGGUCAACUUUCAGAAAAAUUAAUAGACAACAACAUUAAUGUCAUUUUUGCUGUUCAAGGAAAACAAUUUCAUUGGUACAAGGACCUUCUGCCGCUAUUGCCUGGCACUAUUGCUGGUGAAAUAGAGUCAAAGGCUGCAAACCUCAAUAAUUUAGUAGUAGAAGCCUAUCAGAAACUCAUUUCAGAAGUGAAAGUUCAGGUGGAAAACGAGGUAAAAGGUGUCUAUUUUAACAUUACUGCAAUCUGUCCAGAUGGGGCCAGAAAACCAGGCACAGAUGGAUGUCGAAAUGUGACAAGCGAUGACGAGGUUCUUUUCAACGUAACAGUUACAAUGAAAAGAUGUGAUGUCACAGGAGGAAAAAGCUAUGCAAUAAUCAAGCCUAUUGGUUUCAAUGAAACCACCAGAAUUCAUAUACACAGAAACUGCAGCUGUCGGUGUGAUAACAGCAGAGACCCUAAAAGAAAGUGUGUAGAUGAAACUAUUCUAGAUGCCAAGUGUUUCCAAUGUGAUGAAAAUAAAUGUCAUUUUGAUGAAGAUCAGUUCCUUUAUGAGAGUUGCAAAUCACACAAGGAUCAACCUGUUUGCAGUAGUCGAGGAGUUUGUAUUUGUGGGAAAUGUUUAUGUCACAAAACUAAAUUUGGAAAAGUGUAUGGAAAAUACUGUGAAAAGGAUGACUUUUCUUGUCCAUAUCAUCAUGGAAAUCUGUGUGCUGGACACGGAGAGUGUGAAGCGGGCAGGUGCCAGUGUUUCAGUGGCUGGGAAGGGGAUCGGUGCCAAUGUCCAACAGCAUCAGCCCAGCACUGUAUCAAUGCAAAGGGCCAAGUGUGCAGUGGAAGAGGCAUGUGUGUAUGUGGCCGGUGUGAGUGCACUGAGCCUGGGAGCAUUGGCCGCUUCUGUGAACACUGCCCUACAUGUCACACAGCCUGCAGUGAAAACUGGAAUUGUGUGCAAUGCCUUCAUCUUCAUAAUCUGUCUCAAGCUAUACUUGAUCAGUGCAAAACCUCAUGUGCUCUCAUGGAACAGCAAUAUGUGCACCAAACAUCAGAAUGUUUCUCUAGUCCGAGCUACUUGAGAAUAUUUUUCAUCAUCUUCAUAAUUACAUUCUUGAUUGGGUUGCUUAAAGUCCUUAUCAUUAGACAGGUGAUACUACAAUGGAAUAGUAAUAAAAUUAAGUCCUCCGCAGAUUACAGAGUAUCAACUUCAAAAAAGGACAAGCUGAUUCUGCAAAGUGUUUGUACAAGAGCAGUAACUUACCGACGGGAGAAGCCUGAAGAAAUAAAAAUGGAUAUCAGCAAAUUAAAUGCUCAUGAAACUUUCAGGUGCAACUUCUGAAAAGAUUUUUCUAAAGUACUUUAUGGCAAACUGGAUUUUUAAUAAUUGCUCCUAAAAUUAUAAUUUUAGAAGUCACAGGAGGCGACAAGUUGCUCUAGAUAAUGUUGGUUGCUGGAUGUCCAAUGAAGACUGACAAACAUCCUCAUCACCAUGUGACUCACAUCGCUGCUGAAUUUUUCAGAGAAAAAUGUGUCUUACUACUGUUUGAGACUAGUGUGUCAUUGUAGCACUUUACUGUAAUAUAUAACUUAUUUAGAUCAGCAUAGAAUGUAGUUCAUCUGAAGAGCACUGAUUACACUUUACAGGUACCUGCCAUUCCUACACUUCCCAGAGAGAGACAAUGCUGUGAUAAUUUUGGCAUUUGUCACUACAAGGGUACAGUAAUUCCUGCAGAUGAAAUCCUGAACAUGCAGAUGAAAAAAUAAUAAUAAUAAUAAUCAGGCAUAUAUACUAAUGUUGCCAAGUACAUCAAAAAUUGGCAGUGAGUAGAUAAGAACAGCUAAGUGAAUAAAUGGUUACUGUUUCAUUUUUUCAAGAGGUGAACAUUAACUGUUCAAGACAGAUCAUUAAUUCUUGAAGGACAGUUUUAUGCAUGUGUAUUUAUGAUUUCUACUUUUUACAAGAUGGAUACUAAGUCCAACAUUUUCUCCUCUUUGUCUAUAUGUUUUGUUUUUCUUUCUUACAGGAUAAAUUUAUAUAUGUCACAGAUGACUGGAUUAAAUAAGUGCUAAGUUACUACUGCCAUAUGAAAUUAAUACAAUGUCACUUUAUUAGAAUACUGGUGUUAAAAGCUUAAUGUUUAAUAAGGGACACUGUAAAUUAACAUCAAAAUCUGAACAGCUUCUUUGUUUGCAGAUAUGGAGUUUUUUUGUAUCUUCUUACCUGGUAAACUGGAUGGAUUGUUUCACAAUUUCAUUUGCUUAAUCAUCAGGUUGAAAUUCACAAGAUACAUAGAAACUGCCUCAAGCAAAAUGCCACACUUUUGAGUCUAUUUUCUCAGACAUCUACUCAGUAAUAUUAGUCUUUUUCAAAUUCAAAUCUAUUAUUUUUGCUCUUCAGUGAAGCCUAAGGACAUGACAUUCUUCCUGAAUCACAUCAGUGCCCUCAUCAGAAUUCAAAAAAGUAUACAAUUAGGGGAGGACAGAUAAUAUUGUAGUAAUUAGCUAAUUCAUCCCUUUAGUUAGUAAGGAGAUUAAUACUCAGAACUUCUAAAUGAUUUCUCAAAAACCACCCAAGAGAUUAAGUGGCAGCAUCUGAAAAGAAUUUAUUGCCAGGCCAGUGUCAAUUGUACAGUAUCACGCUACCUCCUGAAUCUUGAAAAUAUUCAAUUGGCGAGUAUUUUUAAAUGUGAUUUACUGAAGUCUUAAGUAUAUGGACAUGAAAAUAUUCUGAAGUAAAACAGAACAUAAUUCAAACAAAUUGCCCAUGACUGGCUUCCAGCCUUUCCUAUUAAUCAGCUUCUAAGAGACUGCAGCAGGGCCCAACUACAGGGGAAUUCAUUCAUGCCAUAUCCAGAGUGAACAGUGUUCUCAGGCAUUGUGCAGUGCUCAGCCUGACAACUUAAUAGAGAGGCUACAAACUUUUAUCUUCCCCAAUGGAAACUUCUUCACAAUUUCCAUAUCCCUACAGACUCAUUCAUCUGAUUCAAAAAUCUGUGUGCUAUACAGAGCUUUGCCUAUUUUAACAAAGAAAUUUAUUUAAAAUGUCUUUCAAACACAGCAGCUCCAUUACCCAUCAUCUACAGUGAAGAAGUUAUGACACUAAAUUGAACUGUAUUCCCUUCCACAAAUGAGCGACUGGGUACAUUGCCAUAAUUCAGUAAUGUGACUCACCUGAUUGAGUUUAGAUCACCAAGGAUAAUGUAAAAUCGUAUUUUGUAGCCUGUCACACCCAGUAUCCUUUUGAAAAAGAAAAGUAAUGGAUACCUGACAGUCCCCUAAAAGGGAAAAGGGAAAAUAUCCACUCAUUAAAAUGCAGACAAUUUAAAAAUGAACAUAAUGAUGUUCAAAAACUAGUUUCCAUGUAGAUUUAAUUAUCCACAAAAGCAUAAUAAAAUGAAACCCUUAAAAAUCAGGGGUAUAUAUUUUUACAUGUUCAUUAGUUUGCACUAAUUUAAAAUGGACCAAGGCUGUUAUUAUUAUCAUAGGAAGGGACAGACUUCCUGUUAGGGAGUUCAAUACUAGAUGAUUGUGACGCCUUGUGCUUUAUUUUUUUUUUUUUUACUUAAAGAUGUAAUCCUUAAAGGUUUUAGAGCUUAUAUUUACUUGAAUAAUUGAUAUUUUCCUGUAUAAUGGUUUGUGAGAAGAAAACUAAUAUUUGACUAUAGAAUUAAUUAAAAGGUAAGGGAAAACAGGGUAUUCUUAGAUUAAAUAAUUUAUGUAUAUAGAGCAUAUUUUCAACUAACAUGACCACAGGAGCCUUUUGAUAUUCACUGAUACUAAACACAAGUAAAUGCUUAACAAAAUUAAGAACUUGAACACUUUUGGUACGACAGCAUUUCUAUGCCCUAAAGUAUGUAAUGAUUUAGAAAUGUACCAUGAUACACUACAAUAUAACUAUAUACAUUUUAUUUCUCUGGGGAUAUCUUUAUACUGCAGUGUGUAUGGAUUUACAAGCAUUUCGUAUCUUUUCUAAAAUUUAUUAAUAUUUAUUAAGCCAUAGGCAUUCUCUACAAGAAAAUUUUAUUUUAAAAUCUCAUAAUUAGUCCUUAAUGUUCAAUUUAGCUUUUGUUCAUAAUUUAAAAAAAAAAAAAAAACUAAGGUUAAACAGAAUAGAUUUCUCUAGAGGCAAAAUUUUCAGAAUGAAAAUUAGGGGGUACAUUAGAUGCAAUACUUUACUAAAGCAUAAAUUUCCAAUUUUUUUAAAUAUAUAUUUAAUCUCCAUGAAGACAUGACAGCAGGCAUCAUGAGACACAUUGAAAUGUGACUAUGAGGGACUAUAAAAAUUUUUCUCCAUAGAAUUAUAUUCCCCUGGUAGAACAGAUUAGACUCAAUAGCUUUUCCUUCCUUUCAUUACUCCUCUGUUUUAUCCACUAACUCUUCCUAAGAGGUUGCUCCAAAGCUUCUUGCUCAGUAAGUCUAAUUGUGGAAAAAAGAAAAGAAAUGUAAUAAUAUAAUGAAGUUCAUUUCCAAAUUUCUCAAUGUUCUUAAAACUCAUUUAAAUUAUGCUCCUGAACAAAGUUGGAUCCAUUAAAAAUGAAGAACUUAAAAUGUUCACAACUAUUUGAACUUUCAGUUUUAAAGGAUUUGAGAGCUACUUAUUUUCAUGAAAGUAUCAAGUGAGAUAUACUUGGAAGUUCAAUCAUGUGCAUAUUGUAUUGUUUUAUUUAUUCUUAAAUUUAAUUUAUGACUGUUCUUACUUAAACACAAACCUUAAGAACUCUAUUUCAUACAAUACAUACUGAGAUAUAUUUUCAUACAGAGGUAGUGUUCUUUCAGGCCACUCCUUUCCUUUUAUAAUUCCUCUAUGGCAAAUUCAUUAUGUGUAACUGAUUAUACAUACUGAUAUUUCAUUUAUUCUAAGAUAUCAACUUUUUAAUUUAACACCUCUGAAGCUGUGAUGUCACUUGCAAUUGUUGGCAUCUUAGAUGCAAUGUUUAAAGCUGUGCUUCCAUAUUAUAUUAAUUAAUCUUUAACUAAAUGCUCAUGAAUAUAAGGGCAGUGCUCUUCUUAUAAAUAUUUAAGGAUCCAUUUAUGAAAACAUGUGAAAUCAAUUUUUGUCUACAGCUGAAUCAUACACAACUCACACAGAGCCUUUCUGAUUAUGUGCUCAGAUUCUGCAGACCUUUUGGUUAUAAAAAGCUCUUACAGUCUCCUGUUUAUAUUUUAUGCUAUUGGCUGCAAUUUCAGCAAACCCUACCUUGGUUUAAAAGAGAGUAGGUUUUUCUCAGUUUUGUUGACAAAUUUUUAUUCUAUCUAUUCUUUUCAUAAUCUAUUUCCAACAGAAUUAACUGGAAAAUAUUACAUGACCAUCAUAAUUAGAUUUUGUAGUAUCUUGUAUGUCUUAUGUCAAUGAGGAGAGAAAAUAUGAUUCAAACUAUCAGUGCUGUGGAGAAAACUUUCCCUUUGAGUCCUCCUACAUUCUUUUAUUCUUUAUCAUUCAUUCUGUUCUUUUUUUUUUUUUUAAAUCUGGGCUCUGAUAAGCUUACCUUAAAGCAGAUACAAUGCCUGUUUAAAACCUACAUAUCUAAAUUAUUGGAAUUAUAUGAAAUAAUUAUUCAGUUAUCCGGGCAGCUGUUAAUGAAAUACCUGAGAGUAAUAACACUAUUCUUUAAUCUACCUGAAAUAUUUUUCUGUAUAAAAUUUAUCUUUGUAAGCUAACUGUUAAUCAGGUUUCUAGCCUAUAUAACCUACUUCAGUUAAAAAUUAUUUAACCCAAAAAUAUAUAUUAAAAAAAAAACCACUGCAGUCAUAAAGAAUGGAAAAUACAUCAACUCUGUAAACAACAUUUACUAAUUUAUCCUGUCACACAGAUAAAUAUGAUUUUGAAAAGAAUCCAACACAAUGACAGGUAUGAUACAUAGACUUCGUUAAGAAUGUCAAGUAUAAAAUGUUUUAAUUCUAAAUUAUAAAAAUAAAUUCGCACACAUUAAGAAAGAAAUUCACUUUGUGUAUAUUUGACAUAACUUUAAAACUACUUUACAUU
Molecule: messenger RNA, 8195 nt
Organism: Talpa occidentalis (Iberian mole)
Lineage: Eukaryota; Metazoa; Chordata; Mammalia; Eulipotyphla; Talpidae
Gene: ITGB8
Product: integrin subunit beta 8
Exons: 14
Coding region: 1248-3551 (767 amino acids)
Biological process (GO): cell migration; integrin-mediated signaling pathway; cell adhesion mediated by integrin
Cellular component (GO): cell surface; focal adhesion; integrin complex
Molecular function (GO): integrin binding
Source: RefSeq, a predicted model, not a curated record